AUGUUCACUAAAGUUUUGCCAAUCUUAACUGAACUUGGCAAGACAUUUCAAUCAAGUGAUCUUAACUUUGGACGAGUUAAACCUAUCCUUGACUACACUCAGACUCAGCUGACAUCAUUGAAGGGUUCACAUCAGUUCUUAGAUGAUCUAGAGCAGGAUUUGAAUGAAGACUUGGCCAUGUGGGCAUGACCCUCAGUGACCAGAAUUAGAGAGUUAUUUUGACCUUGGAUGAGAAAUACAUCACUGCAUUGAAGCAAAACGUAGAACAACGAUUUGAUGACUGCCUGAACAUUCUUUCAUGUUUUCAUGUCUUCAAUCCCGAGACAGUG
Molecule: messenger RNA, 329 nt
Organism: Porites lobata
Lineage: Eukaryota; Metazoa; Cnidaria; Anthozoa; Scleractinia; Poritidae
Source: the annotation of a GenBank genome assembly